Xenopus laevis (African clawed frog) is the source of this 3911-nucleotide messenger RNA. It is a transcript of the gene efcab5.S, whose product is annotated as EF-hand calcium binding domain 5 S homeolog. Gene Ontology annotation, molecular function: calcium ion binding. The coding region runs from base 231 to 3779 and encodes 1182 amino acids. The record is from RefSeq and is a predicted model, not a curated record. Lineage: Eukaryota; Metazoa; Chordata; Amphibia; Anura; Pipidae. The transcript is spliced from 21 exons.
UAUUCAACAGCAACGUAACAGGGCCUGGACACUGGCUGAAUACACAGCUUCACAAUGAGACGGUGCUUCCUGUUUCCUGGGCUGUCUCCUAGCAACGUGCUGUCAAACACACUGACAGGGGAGUGUAGAGCCUUAGCUUGGAACAACAUUAGUCUAUUACUGGACUGAGUACAAAUAAACGGAGAGAAGAAGCUAUAAAGAAUUUCAGACAUAAAUAACUAAAGGGAAAUAUGGAUACAGAAAGUGAGUACAGUGCUUAUACCUCUAUAUUGGGCAGCAGUGAAAAUCUAGAUAGCAAUGCCAUUCAGACUCAAGAGAGAGGUGGUGAUUGGAGAACAAUAUUUUUAGACAAAAUGCAAGACAGAGGACUAAAGCUGCAACAGAAGACCUUAGAAAAUCUAAAACUCCAGAGAGCACAAGAAAAGAAAGAAAAGAAUUCAAAUCCUCCAGAUGAACAGGCCAAAGAUUGGUUUAGUCAAGAUAAAGCAACUGUGCAUACCAGGGCCUACUUACUUGACAAGCUGAUGCCCUCCAUUCUACCCGGGGUGGAGGCUCUUCUUAAGGAAGUAGAGAAAAGAAAGGUUCUAGAAGACAAUUCUAUUCCAUUUGACCCUAUUUUAUAUCUUGGAGAGCAUCUCAUGAGGCAUAAUCCUGAUUAUGUUAGCGACAUUCAAAGCAAUUCCUAUGUACAAGGCCUCAAAGAAGUUCUUGCUGAUCUCAAAGAACAGGUUUUUGACCUAGAAUUCAACAGACUUGGUCAACUAAAGGAAGAAUUGAGGGAAGUCCAACAUCAGAGAGCACAAAUAGAAAGCAUCCGAUCUCAGGUGAAGCACGAGAGGCGAGAAGUUCUGGCUCUGCAGUUCCAAGAAUGGACUCUGGAUGUCAGCAGAAGGAUACCUCUUGUGCUGGUACAAAGUGCCUUAAAAUCUUUUUCAGAAGUAAUAGCUCAUGUUCCAUUGGAUGAAAAAGCAGCUUAUGAAGAGGAGCUGGAUACAGUGAGCACAAUGGAGCAUAUGCUAAAUCAAGAGGAAUUUGUGGAGUAUGUGCAUCCAUUCAUUUGCCGCUUCAGUACAGACUUAUUUCAGGAGUUCCUACAACAUCUCUCACAAUGCGCAGAUACAUUUCGUGAAACCAUUCGACAUGACAUCUGGAGACAAAUGUUUUCUGAUCUCUUCUUUGCAUGUGACCCAGGAAAGGUUGGCUUUCUUGACAGACAGAGAGUCCUGGCUUUACUAGAAACUUUUUAUGAAAAAAUAAUCUCUGAAACUGAUGAAUGGCAACCACGAAACCCUAGGCAAUGGCCAGUAGUUGAACUGGAUGAAAUGGAUCCAACAGACUUUUGGGCUGACUUCCAAGAAGGAGUAAAGUCAUCAGAAGAACAAGAAGGUUCUGUUUUGUCAAUGUCAGCAACAACUCAAAUAUCAACAGGAGGCGAACACCACGCAACAGUCUCUGUGCAAGAAGCAGGACCAGAUAAAUCAGAGGGAUUUCCUUCUACUGCAGACAGUAGUGAAUCACAUCUCACUGGUUUGUCAUUCCCAACAAAGUCAGAGGCACCUCCUGCUGCAGACAUUAGGAGCAUCGAAUCACAUCUCAUUGAUGGAAAACCCUGGUCAGGAAAACUUCUGACUGCUGAUUUGGCCAUCAAGUACAGCUCUUAUGGAGACAAAAUCCAGGAUGAAUGCAAUGCAGCAGCUUCCAAAUUCACAGACUUGCACCCCAUCAUGUCAGAGAUUAAUUCCCGAGGCCCGUCAUGCAUUGCUAGUGCUUUCAAUGACAGUGCGGUCAAUUUACCCCAGUUUGUACAACUGAUGGAGACUUUCUUGGGAGAAGGGGCCCCCCACUCAUUUGUGGAGAAGCUCAUAAACUUUAUACAGAAGGAAUAUGCCGAGACAGAAGAGGAGAAGAUGGCAUUGUUGUCAAAAGUUCGACACAAUGCCUUAGUGGCACGACAGAAACUAGUGCUGCAAGCUCUCUUUGUGAAGUGGGACAAUGAUGGUUCUGGGUUUCUGGGACUAGAUGAGGUUGAGACUCUGCUGUUCAAGUACAAGGAAGGCAUGGAAACAGAGGUGAUGGCUAAAGGAAGGGAAGCAUUGAGUUCCUCCCAGUCUCAGAGGAGCAUUCAGAGACUCUCAGCUCCUGAAUUCUGCAAUUACAUCCAGGGUGUGGUGAAAGAGUUACCUGGCCCUGAUGAGGAGGUGUUUGAAAGUUUGGUGGAAUACCUGACAUCCAGCGUGGAACGUUCCCAGGCUGAGAAGCUGCGAGGGGCUUCCCGGAGAAAGUGGCUGCAGCAAAUCCAAGUGGCAGCUGAGACAAGUGGGGGAAAUCUGCAGCCGGUGUACAAAGCUCUGUUUCAGGCACUGUAUAAGGAUGCGGAGGCACAUGGCAAUAACAAAAGGAUUAGUGCUAACAUUGGCCUUUUGGAGGAAAACUCAGCUGAUGGAAGAUGGACACAGGUCAUUCGCUACGUAGCCUGUACCGCAGAUGAUACUAUCUAUCUACUAAAUAAGUCCCUACAAAGAGAUAUGAAGGGUGUGAGCUUUGCAGCAGUGGAGAGUGGGACACCCCAGCAUGUGCCUCGGGUUCAAUACCACGGAAACAUCCACUUCUGGAAUACAGACCGGCCUGAAGAAGAUCGCAAAGGGUCUCUCAUUGUCCUGCCUCUCAUAGAUGCGCAACAACGGGCAUUUGGUACUCUUUCCAUUGAUACAAUGAGAGAGCCCCGGGAAAGGAAUAUAUUCCUCACUCAUGAGAUCAGCUUUUAUCAGGGGGUCACAAAUGCAUUCAGCGCAUCAUAUAAUCACGUGCAGCUAAUAAAGGACAUUCUUCAGCUAAUAAGCAGUGCCCUCGCCUGGAUAUACAGCCGUGCUCCCAACAUCCGCAGCAUCACCACAUACCUAAUGGAGCCCAGUGUAGAUAAGUUACAGGGUUAUGUGUUUCGCAAAAUGAUGAGCACAGACAAUAAUACUGGGCUGUCUGAAAUGUUCAACUCCCCGGCCACACUGCGCAGGAGGGAUAAUCUUUUCAGGGAUUACCUCUUUAAGUGUGCGGAUAGCUCAGAAGUAAUUACAACAGAUGCCUAUGGAGAGCGUCACAUUGCUGUACCAAUCCGCAACUCAGCAGGACGGGCCCUUGGAGUGUUGGAUCUGAGCACUGGGCAGUGCAAGGAGCUACCUGCUCACGAGUAUCAAGAUCUGCAAAAAAUGCUACAAAUGCUUCAGGAAGCUUGCUAUGAAAUCUUAGAGGAGAACCUAUUAAGUGAUACCCAGAAAAAGCCUAUCCUAGAGGCAGAGCGAGUGUCUGGACAGAGGCGUGCGGCUGUUCUCUUCCAUCGCUUCAUGUUGCAGGAUCUGCGUCAGUGCGUCAGCAAACUCGACCACCAGUCCUUUGCAGAGCUGAAGAGUUACAAGGAACCCCCUACUAUGGUGCAUAGUAUCCUCAAAGCUGUGCUGCUCAUCUUCUGCCCUCAUUGGGCACAAUCAGAAGAGAUUGAAAGCUGGAAUCAGUGUAAACUGAAAGUUAACAGUGAUUUGAUCAGGAAGAUUUUAUUCUUUGACCCAACUGCUCAGUCUGUGCAGGUUAAACCAGAGAUGCUGGCCAAAUAUAUCAAAGGUAUUCCAAGGGGUGCAGUUUGGAAACAUGGCUCCAUCCCGGCUGAACAUCUGUAUAACUGGGCCUUCACCUGCCUGUCCCUGAUGGAACUCACAGAGAAAAUACCGAACACACAAAACCCAUCACUGGCGACGGUACCAGUACCAAACAGAAGUGAAAUUGCUUAAACCCAGAACACGACCAAAUAUAUAUUUACCUUGGAAGAGGCAUGCAGCACCCAGAGCAGGUCUUUGCUGAUCCACCCAGCCUGCUUGAAAAUGGAAUCAUUCAAUUAUCAUAAAAGGGAUUCUGUCAUGAUA